AUGUUGAUCAAUUCAAAAAAUCUACACUCAUCUAUUCAUAAUUUUUAUACUUCAAAUUCUAAUAAUAAAAUUCCGCAAUACUAUCUUUCAAUUAAUAAUAAUCAUACAUUUCAUAGAUCUUCAUCAUCAUUAAGUUUAUCAUCUGUUUCUUCAAGUUUACUUAAUCAAUCUAGAAAAACAUUGAAACCAAUUACAGCUUGUAAAAGAACAAAUUCAUUAUCUUCGUUAUCGACAACAUCAUUUUCUUCAUCAAUAACUAUAAUUCUUCAUGCAUUACAUAAGAGAAAUCGGCGACAAGAAAUAUGUCGUCAUCGAAAAAAAUUUUUCCACAAAAAUCAAUCACGAUCUCAUGAUUAUGAUAGUAGUUCAUCAUCAAUAUCAUUAUCUCAAUUAAUAAAUAUAAAGAAAACAAAACAAUUAUUGAAUGAAACAAUUCGUUUACAAACUCAAAAACAAAAUAAAUUAAAUACAAAACAAAAUUUAAUAUCAAAAUAUAAUGAUGAAUCAUUUACACCUUGUCCAUCAUAUCAAUGUAAUAAAAAAAUCUAUAGAAAAAGUUUAUCAAAAAGUAAUUCUUUUAAUAAAAAUUCAAUCUAUUAUUAUUUAAAACAAAAUAAAAAAGAUUAUUCAUCAGAAAAAUCACAUCAAAUAUCUGAAAAAGAAAACACAACUUCAUUUCAUAGUAAUAAUUCAUUAUCGAAUAGUAUAUCAGAUUUCAAUGAAAUAAAUAAUGAAGAAAAUAUUAACAAUUUUAAUUGUGAUCAAACACAUAUAUCAAAUAUAGGUACACAAACAGAUAAUUAUUCAUCAAUUCGACAACAAUAUCAAUAUGGAAGUUUACGAAGAGUGAAUAGUGAUUUGCUAGAUUAUAUUUUCAUUCCUAUUUCAAAUGUAUCAAUGGAUGGCAAUUAUAUAUAUUCAAUGAACUCAAACACAGAUCGUUAUUGGUCAUAA
Molecule: messenger RNA, 954 nt
Organism: Rotaria sp. Silwood1
Lineage: Eukaryota; Metazoa; Rotifera; Eurotatoria; Philodinida; Philodinidae
Source: the annotation of a GenBank genome assembly